UUCCCUGCGUGCAACUGACGUGACGUGUCUGUAGCCGAGUUGCAUAAGGCAGGGGGAAAAGUCCCUCGCUCUUUUUUUUUUUUUUUUACUUUCUUAAAACAAAAUUUAAUCUGAUCAGGUCACCCGCUUUCCGCGGGGCACGGUGUUUUCGGCCAGUCUGAGCACGUAUCUAUUAUUUAUUGUUCUGUUGUGCCGUUCCGAUCUUUGUUUUCCCUUCCCUGUGGUGUUAUUGCUGAACUCGACUCCGCUGUGUGGCAAGAUGUUGGAUUUUUUCACCAUCUUCAGCAAAGGAGGCAUCGUGCUGUGGUGCUUCCAGGGGGCCGGCGCCAGCGGCUCCUUCACGGGGCCUGUCAAUGCGCUCAUCCGCUCCGUCAUUCUGCAGGAGCGCAGUGGGAACAAUUCCUUCACCUACGAUUCCUUAAGCCUCAAGUACAAACUGGACAAUGAGUUUGAGCUGGUGUUCGUUGUUGGGUUCCAGAAGAUCCUGACGCUGACGUAUGUGGACAAGCUCAUAGACGACGUGCAGCUGCUGUUCCGGGACCGCUACAAGAACGAGCUGGAGCACAGAGGAGCCCUAAUGCUGCUCAGCUACACUUUUGAGUUCGGGAGUGACUUCCUGCAGCUUCUUCGGCAGGCGGAGGACAGCAGCAAGGCCCGCGCCCCUGUCGCCAUGAAGACCUUCCAGGAGUCCCAGAAAUCCCAGAAGACGGUCAAGUCCAUGAUCGAGACAAAGGGAGGGGACAAAGGAAAGGAGAACAGCAAGAAGAACAAAACGGCCAAAAAGGAAGGUGGCUCUCUGCUUGCGGAGGCUCGGCAGGGGUGGGCGUCGGGAUCCGACGGCAGUUUUCAUUCUGGGCAUCUUGGUCCUAUCACAGUAGGACACCCAGAGAAAAGCAGCAAGUCCCCCCGGCCGCCGAAACCGCGUGGCAAGGAAAACCGCGUGUGGGACAACGGGGGCAGCAGCAGCAGAGACCUGGACUACAGCAAAAGCAGCUUCAACGGCGCCCAGGACGGGGAGGGCACGCUGGAAGACACGUCUGCCGACCUGGGGGUGCAGCCUGGUACCAUGGGGGGAGACCUGCGCCCGGUGGAUUACGAGUCCAGCGAGGAAGAGGAGGAGGAGGAGGAGGAAGAGGAGGAGGAGGAGGAGCAGGUGGUCUCCAGUGCCAGUAAGAAAAGCUCUAAGAAAGGAGGCUUCGGGGGGAUGUUCAGCAUGCUGAAGGGUCUCGUGGGCUCCAAGAGCCUGACCCAGGAGGACAUGGAGCCUGUGCUGGAGAAGAUGAGGGACCAUCUCAUCGCGAAGAAUGUAGCAGCCGACAUUGCCUCUCAGCUCUGCGAAUCCGUGGCAAAAAAGCUGGAGGGCAAAGCCAUGGGCACCUUCACCACCGUCACCUCCACCGUGAAGCAGGCCCUCCAGGACUCCCUGGUCCAGAUCCUGCAGCCCAAGCGGCGCGUGGACAUCCUGAGAGACGUGCUGGAGGCGCAGGCUCAGCGCCGGCCCUUCAUCAUCACCUUCUGCGGCGUGAACGGCGUCGGCAAGUCCACCAACCUGGCCAAGAUCUCCUUCUGGCUCAUCGAGAACGGCUUCACGGUGCUGAUCGCCGCCUGCGACACCUUCCGGGCCGGGGCGGUGGAGCAGCUGCGCACCCACCAGCGGCGCCUCAGCGCCCUGCACCCGCCCGAGGCGCAGGCCGGCGGGCGGCCCCGCGUGCAGCUCUACGAGAAGGGCUACGGCAAGGACGCCGCCGGCAUCGCCAUGGAGGCCAUCGCCUACGCCCGGAACCAGGGUUUUGACGUGGUGCUGGUGGACACAGCAGGCCGCAUGCAGGACAACGCCCCCCUGAUGACCGCCCUGGCCAAGCUGAUCGCCGUCAACAUGCCCGACCUGGUGCUGUUCGUGGGGGAGGCCCUGGUGGGCAAUGAGGCCGUCGACCAGCUGGUCAAGUUUAACCAGGCCCUGGCUGACCACUCCAUGUCUGAUAAACCGCGGCUCAUCGACGGCAUCGUCCUCACCAAGUUCGACACCAUCGACGACAAGGUGGGGGCUGCCAUUUCGAUGACGUACAUCACCGGCCAGCCCAUCGUGUUUGUGGGCACUGGGCAGACCUAUAGCGACCUGCGUAGCCUCAACGCCAAGGCUGUGGUCGGCGCCCUCAUGAAGGCCUAGAGGGAGACGCGACCGCCAUCGCUCUCCCCCUGGCCGCCCGCUUUUGAGAAUUCCAGUCCUGCAGCAGCUUCCAUCUUCACACCCACAGACCAUGUGCACACAUGACACACACAGGCUUGGCACCGUUUGGACAUGGGGUGGAACCGAACCCUGCUCACGACAGCAUGCGUCGUUGGGAAGAGACUGUACUGUGAGAUCCUCCUGUUUGAGCCCUUCUCCUUAUGAGACCUGGGGUCCAGCUGACGUUUACCUCAGCCCUGCUCCGGCUGUUGGGGGCUGGCUAGACGCAAGAGACCUGAAGCUGAGAAUUCCUGUAUCCCCGUUUGAAUAUGUUUUAUCAACACAAAUUAGUUUUCUGUCAUAGUUCAGGGAAUGAUGACUUUUUACGAAAUCGUUUAAAAGUGGCAAAUGGUUAAAGUGGCAUUGUUUUUUAUUUAUUUUUUUUGUUUGCUCUUGUUCUGAUGUCCAUUUUUGAAGAUCGCGAGGCAGAACUAUUGUUUAUCACAACUAGCUGUCCAGCUCACAGCAGAACUCUAUUCGGUGUUCUGAAGACGCAGUCCUAUGUCUGGAAAAUCCGGUCUUAACCACAACUGAAUCCAGCCAAAGUCAAACCCCUGGAGAAAGAAGUUACCAUAGUGCCUGUAUUACUCUCCACCGAUUCACAGCUUUGUGCAGUAGAUAAUCUCAGCCCGGCUAUGAAAUCUGAAAUGUCUCAGAUCUUGUGAGGGAUCCUGCCUGUAGGUUUUACUGUUGCACCUUGAGGUACCUGCUAUGGAAAUUCCAAUGACUUAUCCAUGAUUUGAGCCUUAGUCCUCUGCUCUGUUUCUUUUGUUGGGGGUGGGGUGGGGGGGUGGGCAUUUACAUGACAAAAGGUCUUUUAUCCCAGUAACUCUCAGUGGCUAAAGGCACCCACACACCUUUGUUGUGGGCUGUUUAAGUGACUGAAUUUUUUUUUAGUCUAGUCUAAAAGAAUUUACAAUACAAAGGUGUUAAAGCUUCCAAACCCUUUAUGCAGUAGUGCAAUAAAAGAGAAUUGAGAGCUAUAUAGAAAAGUCCAUGUCAUAAUUUAUGAGAAUGUAAUACAUUUGUUAAAAUAAAGCUGCUAUGAUAGCCUU
Molecule: messenger RNA, 3282 nt
Organism: Lepisosteus oculatus (spotted gar)
Lineage: Eukaryota; Metazoa; Chordata; Actinopteri; Semionotiformes; Lepisosteidae
Source: RefSeq, a predicted model, not a curated record